GCCUCCAGACAUGCCAAGCCACUCCCUGUUUGAGGUGCUUACAGUAUAUACAGAGAGGAGGUGAGCACCUGUUGCAUCCAGCAGCAGAGUCCUGGCACAGCAGAUUUUUACUUAUUUAGGUCUGAAGUUUGACCGCAGAGGAACGCCACCAUGACUCCAGCUUUCCUCCUCCUCCUCAUCCUCUCAAUGGCAGCUGUAUGUCUGAGUGCAGCGAUCGAUGCUAAGAACAUAAUUGAUGAGUCUCCGGACGUGUCAGAUGUCCUCAGGAAAGCCAAUGCCAACACAAAAUCACUUUUGCAGUACGAUGACAUUAUGCCAAGCAAACGCAGAAAUGCUUCCCCCUGCACGUCCGGAGAAUGCUUGUGGCGUAAAAGCAGUCGCUAUGUCUAUGUGCCCAUCCAAAUCUCCUCAUCAUACUCCGCGGCAGAGCAUAACAUAAUCGUCAACAGCCUGCUGACCUUCCACCGGUCCACCUGCAUUCGCUUCGUCUGGAAGAGUUGGUGGCAUCGUGAUUACCUCUCCAUCUACUCUGGAAAUGGAUGUUGGUCGUAUUUGGGCCGUAAUGGUGGGAAGCAGAGUGUUUCCCUGAAUAGGAACGGCUGUAUGUACCAGAGCACGGUCCAACACGAGGUCCUCCACGCUCUGGGCUACCACCACGAGCAGAACCGCUCUGACAGAGACAGCUACGUCCAGAUCCUCACCCAGAACGUUGACCCAGGCAAAGAACACAACUUCAACAAGGUGCAGACCAACAACCUGGGGACUCCGUACGACUUCAACUCUGUCAUGCAUUACAGCAACACGGCAUUCUCCAAAAAUGGACAGCCCACCAUCAUCUCCAAGGCCAAUCCCAACCUCAUCUUUGGACACGCCAGAGACAUGAGCACCAAUGACAUUGCCCGUGUCAACAAGCUUUACAAAUGUUAACUUGGUUGCAUGAAGGGGUCAUCCUCCAGAAACCUCAGCUCGUCAGCGUUACAGCAGGGCCCGGAUCUGUUUGAAAACAACAAUAUUUGUUUUCAAGCAGCAGAAAAUCUUUCACAUCUGUGUUUUCAGCUCAGAAUCUUCCAUCAAAGGACUGUUUGAUUUAACUAUUAAAAAAAAAUCCUGCUGGACGAGGCUGGUAUUACAUCUUAACUGUUGGGGUCAGACCUUGUACUGGUACAUCUUCAUGUAUCUUUUAUUUCAUCCCUUUUUAUUUUCUUUGAUGUGAUUAUGAUUAAUUAAUAAAGUGCUUAUUUGUUUGCUGUUAAAUCAGAGAGGUUUUAGUAAAAUCAAUACUGGUGGAAGAAACGGCGGGAACAAAUCAAAAGAUUAAGCUGCUGAUGUUUUCUUUUUCCCAAUUGGACAUGAUGGAGGAACUUGUUGUAAAGUUAUGCAGUCAUGAGUCCAAUUGCCCCCAUAAAUUCAGACUACACUAAAGAUGCUGUCAUAUUUUGUUGUUAAAAAAUCUCAAAGUUUUACAUAAAUAACAGACAGAACUACUUAAUCAGGAAUAAUACCUGAAAACUAUGUUAACGUACAAGUGCACGCUUGUUGACUAUAUCAUUAAGUUAUCGUUGUACUGUACAUAUAUUUUAGCUCCCUGUUUAUCCUUGAAAUGCUGUGUGCUUAGCAGAUUCUGUCAAAUAAUCAAUGACUCUGUAAUCAUCUAUAAGUGUUCAAUAAAACACUUUAUGCUCAACA
This is a messenger RNA of Cololabis saira (Pacific saury), 1686 nucleotides long. Its product is annotated as high choriolytic enzyme 1-like. The record is from RefSeq and is a predicted model, not a curated record. Gene Ontology annotation, molecular function: metalloendopeptidase activity; zinc ion binding. The transcript has 10 exons. Lineage: Eukaryota; Metazoa; Chordata; Actinopteri; Beloniformes; Belonidae. Bases 151 to 927 code for a protein of 258 amino acids. Gene Ontology annotation, biological process: proteolysis.